Haplochromis burtoni (Burton's mouthbrooder) is the source of this 1154-nucleotide messenger RNA. Its product is annotated as ciliogenesis associated TTC17 interacting protein. Lineage: Eukaryota; Metazoa; Chordata; Actinopteri; Cichliformes; Cichlidae. The record is from RefSeq and is a predicted model, not a curated record. Gene Ontology annotation, biological process: actin filament polymerization; cilium organization.
AUGGUCUUUACGGUACUCCAGCGUCGUUGCCAUGCCAACAGAGAUUUGGUCGUCAGCUUCCCUUCCGUAGCAGAAAAAUGCUAAGCAGGAAAAGUGUGGGAUAAGACUGCUUUGCAUAAAAUUACCCAGACAGACUGUCUGUCGAGGCAGGCGAGUGUCCUGUGAAGUUGCUCCCACACACUUUUCAGGCUGUUUUAAAGAUGGAAGCCACGCUGGGUGAACAGACUGCUGUGGGUUUUUCAGCGGGGACUGAAGGACCUGAACACCGACAGGAGCUGGAAGCCUCUGACGAAGCUGUCACGUUCAUGUCCGGCAUCGAGCCUGCCGAGCUGCAGAAGUGUGUGUUUGCAGACUCGCUGGUGACUGUAUCAGAGGGGGGGAGAGAGCUGGGGGAGUUCAGUGUGACGGUGGAGUUUGCCCGGAGAGAGCAGCCAUGCAUGAUGCUUCAUGCUCAGAGCCACGGAGCCAUUGAUGACUGCCCCUGUGGGACAGCAGUGACAGCCUACCUAACGACUGACCUGCAGGUGCUGGAGGAAGAUCACCAUGAAUAUGUCAAGCUUGAGGGCCAUAGUGUGGACAAGAGGUGUCACAUGGUGCAGCGUGAUGGGGCAUCUGGUGACCAGAGUUCAGGUGGGGUCACCAGUCACCAUGAGACUUCUAGAGUUGCCAUCAAAGGCAGAAAAAGUAGAUUUCAAGAAGAUCCCCCUUGUGUGGGAGGAAGACAUGCAGAUGCGUUCUAAGUUUCUGGACAGAAAGGAAGAGCUUAAGGCCGACCACUCCUCAUACUUGAGACAGCAUCCAGAGAUUCGAGCACUAAUAUCUGACUUCCUGCAGUUGCUGUUGUUGAGGAAACCAGACGACGUCUUUCUGUUUGCCAGAGAGUACUUCACCCCUUUUGCCUCCAAUCAUCCUGCAGACGCAGACCAGGAAGCCCAGUCCCUCUAGUCACAUUAUCACAUGCUCACAAACUGUCUCUUUACAAGCUUCAUAUAUGUUUGUUCAUGAGAAUAAUCUUCACUGACAUUUAGAAAGUUAUUUUGUUUUUUAUUCCGAGUGACUGACUAUUAGUUGUAUCUGUGGACAUUUGGUGGAGAAGAACACAAACGAUCAAAACUCAAACGUUGUGAUCUUUCCAGUAAAAGACAGAUAAAUAA